AUGGACAAGUAUGAGGUUGUCAAGGAUUUGGGAGCUGGAAACUUCGGUGUUGCUCGUCUUCUUAGGCACAAAGAGACCAAACAACUCGUUGCCAUGAAAUAUAUCGAGAGAGGUCGCAAGAUAGAUGAGAAUGUGGCGAGAGAGAUUAUCAACCACAGAUCACUUAGGCAUCCAAAUAUCAUCCGAUUCAAGGAGGUGGUUUUGACACCAACUCAUCUUGCAAUUGUAAUGGAGUAUGCUUCUGGAGGAGAGCUCUUUGAAAGAAUCUGUAAUGCUGGAAGAUUCAGUGAAGCUGAGGCUAGAUACUUCUUUCAGCAGCUAAUCUGUGGCGUGGACUAUUGUCAUUCCUUGCAAAUAUGUCAUAGAGAUCUGAAGCUUGAGAACACAUUGCUUGAUGGUAGCCCUGCACCGCUACUGAAAAUCUGUGAUUUUGGUUACUCCAAGUCAUCGUUGCUUCACUCAAGACCUAAAUCAACUGUUGGAACUCCAGCUUACAUCGCACCUGAAGUCCUUUCUCGAAGAGAAUAUGACGGAAAGCAUGCGGAUGUUUGGUCUUGCGGUGUGACGCUUUAUGUGAUGUUGGUUGGUGGUUAUCCAUUUGAAGACCCUGAUGAUCCAAGAAACUUCAGGAAAACAAUCCAACGUAUAAUGGCUGUUCAGUACAAAAUUCCAGAUUACGUCCACAUAUCUCAAGAAUGCAGACACCUUCUCUCUCGCAUCUUUGUCACGAACUCAGCUAAGAGGAUCACGCUUAAAGAGAUCAAGAAGCAUCCUUGGUACUUGAAGAACUUGCCAAAGGAGCUUACAGAUUCUGCUCAAGCGGCUUACUACAAGAGAGACAACCCGAGCUUCUCUCUUCAAAGCGUAGAGGACAUAAUGAAGAUCGUUGGAGAAGCAAGGAGUCCAGCUCCGUCCUCUAGUGCCGUCAGGGGCUUUGAUGAAGAUGAAGAAGAUGUGGAGGACGAGGUCGAUGAAGAGGAAGAAGAAGAAGGGGAAGAGGAAGAAGAUGAAUAUGAGAAGCAUCUCAAAGAGGCACAUUCUUGCCAAGAUCCUCCCAAAGCUUAA
Molecule: messenger RNA, 1065 nt
Organism: Microthlaspi erraticum
Lineage: Eukaryota; Viridiplantae; Streptophyta; Magnoliopsida; Brassicales; Brassicaceae
Source: the annotation of a GenBank genome assembly